Thamnophis elegans (Western terrestrial garter snake) is the source of this 1365-nucleotide messenger RNA. Its product is annotated as interferon gamma receptor 2-like. The coding region runs from base 204 to 1139 and encodes 311 amino acids. The transcript is spliced from 7 exons. Gene Ontology annotation, molecular function: protein binding. Lineage: Eukaryota; Metazoa; Chordata; Lepidosauria; Squamata; Natricidae. The record is from RefSeq and is a predicted model, not a curated record.
AGUUUUUGCGCCGCCUUUUGCGCCGCCUCCGCAGUUCCGCCUCCACCCUCGUUCGGGAAGCUGACGGGUGUCGCCGACAGGCUCCUACGGGAGCUGGAGCUGUCGCGGCUUGACGAUAUUGGGGUGCAAAGAAUGGCGCACGAGCCGGGAGAAUCGCUGCUUACCCCUUCAGGAGGCGCGUGAGCAGAGGAAGUGCAGACGGCAUGUUAUCCCUCGGCGAAUGGCUACUGUUCCUCUUCCUGUGGAGGCCGCUGCUUUCCGCAGUUGGCGAAGGAUUUUCUCUCUCCCUACCAGCACCCCAGAAUUUGACAAUUAAAUCAUAUAAUUUUCAGAAUGUAUUGAGCUGGUCUCCAGUUAAGGGAAUCAAUGGCCCAGUGUUUUACAGGGUUCAGCGUUGCUUACCUUCUGACCGAACAUGGGAAAAAGUGAACUGCAGAGAUAUCACAAAACCUGAAUGUGAUUUUGAGUCUAUCAAGAAUUCUCUUAGAAUUAUUUUGCGGGUUAGAGCUGAAGAAGGCAACUUAAAAUCUGAAUGGAGUGAAACAGAUUCCUUUGUUGCUCAAAAAGAUACCAUUAUAGGACCGCCGAGAAAAAUAAAUGUAACCUCGGAAGCUAACACAAUUCUUAUAAGUUUCUUGCCUCCCUUUGAGAAAAGAAGUAAUUUCUCUUCAUUUGACUAUACAAUCUAUUGGGAGAAUUCAGAAAAUAAAGCACAAACCAUGAAUACUGUACACAAAUUUAAGGAUCUAAAAGAACGAACUACAUAUUGCUUUAGGAUACAAGCAAGACUGCAUGGACUCGAAGGAGAAAAAAGUGGUAUUCAUUGUGCAAAGACUACAAUCACAGACGGAACAAGAAUGCUCCACUGCAUAUUGAUAUUGAUAUUUGUGUUUUUAAUGCUAGCUUUGGUAUUUUCGCUUUUAAUGAUUAUUCGGAAAUAUCAGAAUAUAAUUAAGUCCUUUUGGCAACCUCCUCUAACAAUACCAACACACUAUACAGAGGACCUUAAUGACCCCGAAAUGAUUACAAUUGAAGAAUUUCACAACUCUGCAGCAGAAGACCCUUGUGACAUUAUUUCAGUUACCUCCAAAGCAGAAGAUGAUACGAUUCUGACAAGUUUUGCCAGUGAACAUAGUUGAUACAUAAUAUGAUGAAAAAUAUUUUAACAUCAUUUACACUUUAUCCAUUACCAUCAAAUUAUUUUAUCUGUUUGUUCAAGAUCACCCAAUUUCUAAGGAAGUUCCACUCAUCCAUCUGCAUAGCACUGUGAAUUAAAAAACUGAUUUUCAUAGCAUGGGGUUUUUCAUUUGGAAGAAAGUCCUAAUAUUUUAUAGGUUUUGUCAUGUUUAGAAUUUUAGUGUGAAU